Salvelinus fontinalis (brook trout) is the source of this 3177-nucleotide messenger RNA. RefSeq names its product E3 ubiquitin-protein ligase MARCHF7-like. Gene Ontology annotation, molecular function: zinc ion binding. The transcript is spliced from 11 exons. The record is from RefSeq and is a predicted model, not a curated record. Bases 111 to 2477 code for a protein of 788 amino acids. Lineage: Eukaryota; Metazoa; Chordata; Actinopteri; Salmoniformes; Salmonidae.
CGUACUUCUCUGGGUGUCUGAUUGCAUUGUAAAUCACAUGACCUCUAUAUCAACACACAGACACCGUCAUCAUCGAAUGCAGCUAAGCUUGGAAGCAAAGCCAAUCAGUGAUGGAUUCCAAGCCUCGUCGGCUGCCCUUUACGGUGUCCAGCACCACGUCGUCUUAUACUUCAUCUUCUUCCCCCUCCUCCCUGGGAUCCAGCAGGCUCUAUGGAAGAUCCAGUGUCCUGAACAGUGAUCGAUUCACCAGGGCCACGCCCCUUAAACCUGACCUCGACCACCAGAGCUCUCGGUUCCUCAGCUCGACCAGGAACUACAGUAGCUCUGACAGCUGCCACUCCAGCUGGAAAUCCCCUCUGACUACCUCCUCUGUCUCCUACGAUCGCUCCUGGGCUGAGUCCUCACUGAGCAGCCGCAGCAAACUGACUGAUUCAGAGCGAAGACUGGGGACGUACUCAGGACUUCUCAGCAACACAACUGAUGAUGGGGAUACCAAACGGGCCAAACUGUCCUAUACCAACAGAGCUGCAUAUACAAGAAGCCCAUCCUCCUCUGUGACUGGCUCCUCCUACUCCAGCAGUGUCCUCAGCAGAGACUCUGAUUUGUCAUCGUGGAAGUCGUACCGGCCUCUGUCCAGGUCGUCAUCCUCCUCCUCCUCUUCAUCCUCCUCUUCCUCCUCAGAGCCCCUGUGGUCCAGAAGGGAGCUGGAGAAGAGGACUGAGGGGAGGAGUCUGUCCAGUGUGGCUGACAGCAGCUAUAGGAGCUCUGGACUCGGCUCAUCCCUGUACCGGCCAGACCGUGUGACCUCCACCUAUGCCCAGGGGGCACGGCCCAAGGAGGCCCUCUACUCUUCCUCUAGCAGGGAGAGCAGCUCCCUCAGCCGCCACCUCUCUUCCACCUACCAGCGCUCCCCACUGGCCCGAGACUCCACCACCUCCCGGACCACCGGCCACUCCCUGACCACCUCUACCCUCCGCACCACCAAGGACCCCACUGAGAGCCCAGAGCCCACUCUAGGAGUCUCCGUCUCCUCUCGCCCCUCUUGGUACACAACCCCCUCAGCAAGACGGGAGGCCCGGGACUCCAGCCACCCUCCCUCUGCGCCAACCGCCACCCCCAGGACAACCCCAGAGGGUGGCGAGGCAUCCGAUGGUCGUCGCUCCACCCGCCGUCUCCUCUCCCGCCUCUUCUCUCGGCGCUCCAGCCAGGACUCAAGCGGCUCCAGCUCUGGCUCCGCCUCCCGCUCCUUCGACUCGGCCGAGGACAGCCCUGUGUUUGGAGAAGGCCCCAGCCACGCAUCCGUGGUUACCAGUGAGGAGAGCGUCCGACCCGUGAGCGUGGAACCUGUUCCCAGAGGCUCUGACGCGGCCCAGGCCUUUGCCUUCCUGAGGCGUCGCAGACAGGGCCUGUCCCCGGUCCAGGAGGGCCAGACCCAGCGUGCCCCGGAGCCCCAGCCUGGCCUGGAGGCCUGGAGAGGGGGCAGCACCACUGGUGUUGGAAGUAGUACUAGUACUUCAGGUUCCUCCUGGCUGUCGUCUUCCAUCCAGACCCGCUGCACUCCUCUCUUCUCCCGCCGUAGAAGAGAAGGACGGGACGAAAGCGCUCGCCUGGCGUCUGGCGCCGACGAGGAUUACCGUGGUACCCAGUUCCCCCUCAGGAGGAGAGACACCCCUGAGGCCAAGGCUGACGAAGAUGAGGAUGAUGAGGAAGACGAAGAGGAAGUUGCGGCGGCAGCCUCUGGGGCGAUGGGUGCUAGCGCCGCCCUACAGGAGGAGUUGAGAGACAUGGCGGGGAGUAGUCAGCGUUUGGCGAGGUUCAUGAGCAACCCGUUGUUCCGCGUCCACGACAACGUCAUGAUCGCCGUGGACAUGACAGGUGCGGCCAGGAGCCAACCGGAGGGCCAGGAGAAGCCCACCUCCUCCAGAGACCCUGAGAGACUGAGGAAGAUCCAGGAGAGCCUGCUGUUGGAGGACUCUGACGAGGAGGAAGGGGACCUGUGUCGUAUUUGCCAAAUGGGUGAGGAGUCUCCCUCCAACCCUCUGAUCGAGCCCUGCCGCUGCACAGGCAGUCUGCAGUAUGUUCACCAGGACUGCAUCAAGAAGUGGCUGCGUUCCAAAAUCAGCUCUGGCACUAAUCUGGAUGCCAUCACCACGUGUGAGCUGUGCAAAGAGAAGCUGCACCUGAACAUUGAGAACUUUGACAUCAACGAGCUACACAGGACACAUGAGAAGUCUGAGUAUGAGUUCAUCAGUUGUGGCCUUUACCUGGUGGUGUUGCUUCACCUGUGUGAGCAGAGGUUCUCUGAUGUGCUGGGAGCUGCCAACGACGCCGGGUUUUUCAACCUGGCAAGAACCCUUCACGAACACAUGGACAAUCUUGAAAGCUCUUAUGGGGAAUCGGACGAAGAGGUGGUUGAUACCCGGCCGUCAAUCGAUUUCUGUGACCUCGAUGAAGACCUGGAAGAGGAGUACAAUUGACCGAAAGAGAGAGCGAAGGGGAUAAGGAAAAAUAGAUGGGGGGGCAAGCAGAAGAAUUGAUGGAGUCACCUGCCAGUAGCAACCCAUUCUGUUGCUCUGUUUCAUCUCAUGUGAUUUUACUGAGUGCAAUGGCUUGCGAGAUUUUUUUUUUUUUAAGCCAACGCCAAGUAGAUGGGAAGUCACUCCUGACGUAGAGGUAACGAUGUCAUAAAUAUGCAGACUGUCUUUAUACCCCCCCCCCCCCCCCCCCCUUUUGUUAAUUUCAUCUUCCUUUAGGUCUCCAGAUUUGAGUGCGCUUUAUUCUGUUAAAAUUCAAGAUGUCUUUUUGAACUGUUAUACCACGAGUGCUUUAAAUGUUUACUGAUCUACAAAAGCAGAUCCGGCCACCGUGGUGAGAUAUUGUGUAAAAAAUAAAAAGAUCCUGAACAUGACACUGGUUCAUUAGUUUAGCAGGUUGGGAGAAAGGAAAGGGCUGUUUAGGGAAGAAUAUAUCAAGUGGCAAAUGAUUCGCUUUACUGUUUCUUUUCCUUUUUGAAGUAAAAAAUAAAAGGAUGUUAGUGACAACUUUACUUUUUACAACUGAAUAAUUGACAGUUUGUUCUGGUUUUGUCCGUUUUCAAUGUCUGCGGUAUGAAAAUGCUAUUUUGCUUGACCCUAAAACUUGUUUUCAUUUAAUUAUUGCAAUAAAGUUUUGAAUGUA